Messenger RNA from Epithele typhae, 3552 nucleotides. RefSeq lists its product as uncharacterized. The record is from RefSeq and is a predicted model, not a curated record. Gene Ontology annotation, cellular component: nucleus; post-mRNA release spliceosomal complex; cytoplasm. The coding region runs from base 1 to 3552 and encodes 1183 amino acids. Gene Ontology annotation, molecular function: mRNA binding; DNA binding; structural constituent of chromatin. The transcript has 10 exons. Lineage: Eukaryota; Fungi; Basidiomycota; Agaricomycetes; Polyporales; Epitheliaceae. Gene Ontology annotation, biological process: regulation of mRNA stability involved in response to oxidative stress.
AUGUCUGGCAAGGGCAGCGGCAAGUCUAAGUCUGGCAAGGCCUCCGGCGAUGCGCCUACGAAGGGUCAGUCUCGUUCGGCGAAGGCGGGUCUUCAGUUCCCCGUUGGUCGUGUCCACCGUCUCUUGAAGAAGGGCAACUAUGCGCAGCGUGUUGGUGCCGGUGCGCCGGUCUACCUUGCCGCCGUCCUUGAAUACCUUGCGGCGGAGAUUCUUGAGCUCGCGGGUAACGCGGCGCGCGAUAACAAGAAGCAACGUAUUGUGCCCCGUCAUUUGCAGCUUGCCAUUCGUAACGAUGAGGAGCUGAACAAGCUCCUCGGCAACGUUGUCAUCUCCCAAGGUGGUGUCGUACCCUUCAUCAACCCCGAGCUUCUGCCGAGCAAGACGCAAAAGGGGAAGAAGGAGGGUGCGGCAGACGCAGAGCGCAAGGGCGGGGACGGGAAAGCGUUCUUGUCCGGCGCGUUCACCGCGCAAGGCGGUGGCACGGGCAGCGACCUGCGAUGGCCGAGGGGGAGAGCGCAGGGGAUGACGUCAGAGCACGUGUGGCGGGUUGCCGUCGGCGGGUGGGGCACGAACGACACCCCGCCCGAUUCCGCCCCAGUCGCUGCGCUGCUCUUCGCGCUGCCACCGCGCUCUCCACCGCCCACCUUCCACCCUUCGCGACGCCCCCCUUCCCUCCCCGUCGCUCUCUUCCGCCCACCACCUUCUCCCUCCUCGCCGCCCUCCUCCCCUGGCGCGCAUACAUCAGGCCUCUGGAUUCACUACUCUCUCCACGGCCUCAUCGAUCCCGCUAUGACUGCUCGCCCAUCCAUGAGCAAUCCAGCCGGCGCGUCUUCCACCUCCUCCCCUACUGCUGGCACUGGGCCCACGAACGACGACAUCGAGGCCGUCAUCCAGAUGGCUAUGGCCUCUUCAUCCGCGCCUCGCGUCACAAACCCGCCGCGCGAUACCCGUACACAGCUCUAUGUAGGAAACCUCCCAUACCGCGUGCGAUGGCAAGACCUUAAAGACCUCUUCCGGAGAGCCGGAACUGUUUUGAGGGCCGACGUCUCAUUGGGUCCCGACAACCGUUCGAGGGGCUACGGCACCGUUCUACUCGCAACGGCCGAGGAUGCAGGACGAGCGGUCGACAUGUUCAAUGGCUACGCAUGGCAGACGCGCACACUCGAAGUCCGCCCGGACCGCAUGGGUGAGGAGUUGGGUCCGGGUGUACCGGGGUUCCCCAUGCCGGGAGCGGUAGGCUCAGGCAUUGCAAACGCGUCCCUCGGAGUCGGCAUCUUUGGCAGUCCUAUUUUGGGGAACAUGUCGCCAGCGGCCGGGUCGCUGAGUGGAAACGGGUCGCCAGCGGUUACAUCUGCGCUUUCCUCUCCCGCACCAGGUCAUCCCCGUUUCCCCGCGUGGGGAGUGGGGGAGGAUGAGUUUUCAAUACGAACUGAAUCAACUGUCCAAGCCAGUAGAAAUCUGUUUGUCGGCAACCUACCAUUCCACAUUCAAUGGCAAGACCUCAAAGACCUGUUCAGACAAGCGGGGGCCGUGCAACGUGCCGAUGUCGCACUAGGCGCCGACGGACGCUCGAGAGGAUUUGGCACUGUAAGCUUCUCCAACGAGACGGAUGCUGAGAGGGCUGUCAAGAUGUUCAAUGGGUACGAGUACAAUGGAAGGCCACUCAAAGUCCACUUUGACAAGUUUGCGCCUCCUGCCAGCUCGUCAGCACCACUAGUCGGGCCAACCGCCGUCUCCGCCCCACACUCUCCAGCCUCCUUCGUCUUCCCAGGCUCGAACUCAUCUGCUUUCAGUACGCCGGGUGGCGUGUAUGCGCAACCGUCUCUCGCGCGCGCGUCUUCGCUGGCGCAGCAGCUACUCCAAUCACAGCUUGAACAAAGCCGAGGCCAAAUAUCUUCACGGCGAAGUAAUCUUGGUUACGGCGCCCCAGGGUACGAAGAAGGAUCUCGCAGUGCUGGAGCCGAAUCGGAAGCAACCUUGGUCUUGCAGCUUGCUCAGCAGCUUUCCCUCGGGUCGUCGGCACAUUCUCACGAGCAAGAGGUUCAACGGCCUAGUCAAACAUACGCCAGUCAUGCUCAUCCGACCCACAUAUCUAUUCCCGCCGCGAUACAGUCGCCCUACACAUUCGACUUCCUCCAUUCAGGACCGCGGACACCCUACGACAUCUACGACCUGAACUCGUAUCACCAACGACUCAGUGCCGGAGGUUACGUCGCCGCUCCGCAGCCCCAGGAGCAAUCGCAAUAUUCAACAGCGAAUCAAGCUCGACCGGCUUCUCAAAGAGAUUCGCCUUCGAUGAAUUCCGCCGCCCAUCAGGACACCUCCCCCGACAGCGCGGUGCUCAGCACUUCCUCCCCCUCCCAAUCUGCCGCGUCGUCUUCAGCAAGCCCUCCCGGUGCCUCAACACAGGCCACUUCUCCCGCAUCUUCCACCUCCCGCUCCCAUCCUACACCCCAGCAAACCCAGCACCAUCCUGCCCAUCCAGGACCUAUCGCGCUUCCUCCGCCACCUCCUGUGACCGCUUUCCCCGUCCCCCCUCCCCACACACUAUCCCCUCAGUACAUUGGGUCGCCGAUAGGCCACCCGAUGAGCCCAAUGCACCACCCGCUCAUGGGCAUGUCAAUGCCCAUGAUGACCCCACACGGACUGCCACCCAUCACGCCCAGCAUGCCCUCCUUCACCUUCCUCCCGCAACUCUCACCAGGCCUGCCGUCGCCCGCAGGGGAUCCGUCCGCCGGGACCGCGAUGGGGCCCAUGGCGCACCACAUGGCGCACGUCAUGGCGGCGACCCCCUACGCCCCCUUCUCCCCCGGGGUGACGAUGAGCCCCGGCGCGUUCUGGGGCCGCCCCGGGUCCGGCGCGAACCCGCUCAUCAACACCGCGGUCGGCGCGCCCGUCCGCGGGGGCUACUACGGCUUUCCCAUGCAGACCCCUCCCAUGCCGCAGCCGCAGACGGCGCAGGAUGACGGGACGGCGCGCCCCGACGGCUACUUCCCCCCGGUCUCGCAGUCCCCCGCGCCCGGGGAGCCCGCGGGGUACUUCCCAUGGGUGCCGCCCGCGCAGCACCAGCAGCAGCAACAGGCACAGACGGGGUACGAGCGCUCGAGCGGGCUCGCUCACGAGAUCCUCCGGGACCACAACCACGACCACCACGACCACGAGCGGGGCGCGGGCUCGGGCGACGGCGAGGCGCGCGGGUCCCCGGGGGAGUCGGACGGGACGACGGCGCGGACGAGCACUGGCGGGCCCGCGACGGGCUCGUCGCGCGGCACGAGCUGGCACUCGCACUCGGACGCGGAGGAGGCGCGCGAGAAGGCGCAGGUGCGGGCGCUCGCGCGGGCGGGCGUCGCGGUGAGCGAGCACGCGAUCGCGGGCGACGGGGAGUGCGUGCAGGGCGGGGAGGGCGAGGUGAACGGAGGCGGUAGCGGGAGCGGGAACGGGCACGGGAAGCCGAGGGCGUACUCGGCGGAGAGCGCAGGGUGGAGCGCGAAGGGCACGCUCGCGAGGGCGGACUCGGACCCGAUCAAGAGGGUGUUGCGAGGCGGCGCGUGA